UGUAUCACACUCCCUCCAUCUCCUCACCCCUCCCCUCCCAGCACCCGGACAAUCUUCGUAUCCUUCACAAACCAUGCGUGUGCACUUCCUCGCCGUGCUCGCUGUCCUUGGCAGCGCAGCUGUCGCACAAAACCACGGCGGCGGCCACGGCCACGGUAAUUGCCACGGCAAUGGCCACGGCCUCGACAAGAAAAUCAGCCACAUUUUUAACCCGGGGAAGUGGAACUCUCGCCUCCCCGGACAACCAAAGACCACCUCAUCGUCGUCGGUGAACGUUACCUUGACGUCGUCGACCAAGUCGACCAAGUCGACCCCGACGUCAUCAAGCAAGUCGACCUCGACUUCGUCGAGCAAGUCGACCUCGACGCCGUCGAGCAAGUCUACCUCGACGUCGUCGAGCAAGUCUUCUUCGAGCUCGUCGUCUUCCGCGUCUUCCGCGUCUAAGAGCUCUUCGUCUUCUUCGAGCUCCAGCUCCUCGGCUUCGGCCUCUAAGAGCACGUCGGUUUCCCCGACUUCGAGCGCCGCUCCUUCGUCGUCAGUGGCCCUGGCGUCGUCGACGUCCGCCUCCUCCUCGUCGUCAGCCACUGCCUCGCCUUCUGCUGCCUCGUCGUCGUCGUCGUCGUCCUCGGUUGUUACUUCGUCCUCGACGGCUUCAUCCUCUUCUGUUGGUGCGUCUUCGUCCUCUUCUGUGUCGUCCGAUGCGGUUUCGUCGUCGUCGGCUGCUCCCUCCGACUCUGCCUCGUCCUCGUCGUCGGCUACUCCCUCCGACUCUGCUUCGUCCUCGGCGUCUGUUUCGUCGGACUCUGCUUCCUCUACCGUGACCUCGUCAUCGGCGGUUGCCUCGUCCGACGUUGCUUCGUCGUCCGCAGUUUCGUCAUCGUCGGCUUCGUCAUCCGACUCGGCGUCUUCGGCCACCCCCACCUCUGUGUCGGCGUCGGCGUCUGACUCGGUGUCUCCUUCUCCCUCUGCGUCGGCCUCCGACUCUGCCUCCGCCUCGCCGUCCGUCUCCGCAUCUGACUCGGCGUCGCCUUCGGCUUCGGUAUCACCUUCAGUGACCGACUCGGCGUCGUCGUCAGCGUCGGCGUCGGCGUCGUCUUCCGCGUCUGACUCGUCGUCGGCUUCGGCAUCGGCGUCGGCUUCAGUGACAGACUCCGCGUCGGCGUCGGCGUCAUCGUCCGCGUCGGCCUCCGACUCGGCUUCUGCCUCUGCAUCUGCCUCCGCUUCGGCUUCAGCCUCGGACUCGGCGUCGGCGUCAUCGUCUGCGUCGGCAACCGACUCUGCUGCCGUUUCUGCUUCUGCUUCUGCCUCUGCUUCAGCUUCAGCUUCGGCCUCGGCCUCGGCCUCGGACUCUGCCUCCGCCUCCGCUUCGGCUUCGGACUCUGCUUCGGCCUCUGCUUCGGCCUCUCCUUCAGCCUCCGCAUCUGCCUCUGCUUCUGCCUCUGCCUCGGACUCGGCUUCGGCUUCUGCCUCCGCCACUGCUUCCUCGUCGGCCUCGGCUUCGGACUCGGCCUCCGCUUCUGCUUCCGCGUCGGCGUCGUCAUCUGACUCUGCCUCAGCCUCCUCUUCGGCCUCGGCGUCGGCCUCGACUACGGGCUCAGCUUCCGCUUUGGACUCCGCCUCCGCCAGUGCCUCGGCUACGGCCUCGGCGUCUGCCUCUGCCUCUGUUACCGACUCGUCGUCCGCCUCCGCCACUGGCUCGGUUUCGGCUUCUGCGUCCGCGUCCGCCUCCGUCUCCGCCUCCUCCGCCGCCUCGUCCUCUGCCCCCGCCCCCAGCGCCACCGCCGCCAUUCCUGGCGCCACUGUCGACCAGAAGAUCCUGAUCCUUGCCCGUGAUGCCACUGGCAUCCAGGCCGGAACCAACGGUCUCCAGGGCUACGCCAUCCCCUACGAGGGCAUCAUCAUCCCCCAGGCCGGUGCUGCGCUCCCCGUGCUCAACGACACCCCCACCCACGGCCGCUACUCGGGUAUCAUCAUCAUGGACGCCCUCGCCUACCAAUACGCCACCGGCUGGAACUCGGCCGUCACCACCGACCAGUGGAACGCCAUUUUCAACUACCAGGUCGCUUUCAAUGUUCGCAUGGUCCGUAUCAACGAGUUCCCCGGCGUCAACUUUGGUGUCUCCCUUGCCGGCGGUGGAUGCUGCAAUGCCGGCGUCGAGCAGCCCGUCAGCCUCGUCGACACCUCCGACUACCCCUCGGCCAACAUCAAGGCGGGUGUUACUGUCUCGUCGGAGGGUCUCUGGCACUACCCUGCCGUGAUCACGGAUGCUGUUGGCACCAAGGCUGUGGCCAUGUACGGCCCCUCGUCUGACGGCACCUUCACCACCAACACGGUCGCCGCCGUCAUCAACACUGUUGGCACUCGUCAGACCUGGGUCUGGUUCACCAGCUGGGCUCCUCAGUGGUCGCCUGCCUGCGCCUUCCUCCAGCACGCCCACGUUAACUGGCUCACUCGCGGUGUGUUCGUCGGCAAGCGCAAGCUCCACCUCUCGCCCCAGAUCGACGACCUCGAGCUCGCCACCGACAUCUACUCGCCCAACGGCACUACCUUCCGUAUCCGUCCCGCCGACCUCGAUGGCCACGUUGCCUGGCAGGUUGACCUCAACUCGCGUCUCCCCGCCGGCUCGUCGUUCCGCCUCGAGCUUGGCCACAACGGUAACGGUGACAUUGACAAGGUCACCAACCCUUCGGGCGGUGCUGGUGUCUGCGUUCCCGACUACCCCAUCUACACCAACGAUGUCGCCGACACCCCGCUUGAGUGGGUUAAGCCUAUUGGAACUGGUGUCGACGCCUGGCCGGUCGAGUUCACCACAUACGGCUGGUCUAAGCAGUGCGCUCUCCUCGACCCCCUGACCGCCUGGUACCAAACCACGGCCAACCGCGACGCCUUUGCCCACGUCUCGCACACCUUUACCCACCUCGAGCUCAACAACGCCACCUACCACGACGCUGCUCGCGAGAUCCAGUUCAACCAGGCUUGGCUCGCCCAGACUGGUAUCGCCGCCGGCCGCUUCUCCCCCCACGGUCUCAUCCCCCCUGCCAUCACUGGCCUCCACAACGGUGAUGUCAUCAAGGCCUGGCUCGACAACGGCAUCACUCAUGUUGUCGGUGACAACACCCGCCCCCUCCUCCGCAACCCCAGCUCGGUCUACUGGCCUCUCAUCUCCACUGUCGCGGCCAACGGCUACGAGGGCCUCGUCAUCUCGCCCCGUUACGCCACCUUCAUCUACUACAACUGCGACACGUUUGACUGUGACGUUGCCGAGUGGCAUGCCCUCACCGGUGCCACUGGUACUUACCAGGACAUGCUCAGGAUCACCAAGACUGAGAACACCAACUACCUCUUCAACCUCCAGGCCGACCCCUACAUGUUCCACCAGGCCAACAUGCGUCUCAUUGACGCCGCUACCUACACUGUGGGCCCCAAGACUGGCCGCAUGUCCCUGGUCCAGCUCUGGGUCGAGACUGUUGCCCAGGAGCUCGCGCGUCUCACCAACUGGCCCAUCACGUCGCUCACCCACGACCAGAAUGCCCAGUACUUCCUCGACCGCAUGGCUCUUGACGGCUGCAACCCCUCUGCCACCUACACCCUCUCGGCUGAUGGCAACCAUAUUACCCAGAUCGUCGUCACUGCCAACGGAAACACCUGCAGCGUCCCUAUUCCGGUUACCAUCCCCUCCGGCUCUGCCUCGGCUUCGGGUAGUUCGAUCACCGUCGACCAGGUCGGCUCGGAGCCUCCCAUCCAGUGGGUCACGCUCAACGGCUCGCCCGUCACCCUCACGUUCAGCACCCCCAUCGCCAUCUAA
Molecule: messenger RNA, 3805 nt
Organism: Vanrija pseudolonga
Lineage: Eukaryota; Fungi; Basidiomycota; Tremellomycetes; Trichosporonales; Trichosporonaceae
Product: Cell surface glycoprotein 1
Exons: 3
Coding region: 74-3805 (1243 amino acids)
Source: RefSeq, a predicted model, not a curated record